CACUUCCGGCGACCCAAAUGGCGGACUAACGAAUUCAUUCAUUCAUUUUGAAUUCGAUCAAAACGUACAUUAAAAAUGUAUCCGUCAUGUUUACGUAUAUGUCUGAUAUCCUCCUCCCAUCCGUUCUGUGAUUGGGCGUUCGCAAGGACUCCUGGGUAGGUAACUUCAGUGGAGUCUGCAUCAAAGACUGCAUCGAGGGCACAAAUGAGGAGCUCGCGAGCAGACUUUUGAGCGCUAAAAAGACAAAUGGGACACGUUUCGAACUCGUAGACUUGGUGAGAACGCGCAAUUUUAGUCCACGAGACCGCAAGUCCACAUGAAGUGCGCCAUUUGGGACAGGGCCAAGGUUGUUGCUAGAAGGGAUACAGCUACAGCCGGAAGUGGUGCAAAAUCUCGCCAUAUAAUCACAAUAAAUUACAUUAGCUAACGCCUACACCUACCCCAACCCUAAACCUAACCUUACAAUAAUAAAAAAAUAUUAAUAAACUGUUUUCAGCGUGACAAAAAGUAUGCGGUAAUGAAGUGCGCAUGCCCAGUGGAGGUAGCUGUUUCCCUUCUAGUUAAAACCGUUGCUUGUCCGUGCAAAAGCGCCUUCUGGCGGUUAAAGUGACAGUCACGUGAUGAGAGGUCACACGAUGUAGCUUUGUGUAUUAUCACUUUCACAAUCACAAUUGUCACUCACAGCUGCUGAACGUCUUCAACACGAGCCGAACAGAUGUCCCACAACGACAGCAGUCAGGUUAGGAAUUGUCUGAAUCAGACAGAUAACAAUUUGACAACUAAAGCAUCAGUAGGGGAGACGUCACAGAAGCCCUCACGGAACGACUCCAGAAACACGAGCACCACACACCAGCGCUCAUGUAGUGAAUCUGGAGCCGCCGGAGCCACAAACCAACCGCAACGUACUGAACCUGGCGACAGAGGAGCUGCAAACCAGCCUUCACAAAAUCAAUCUAUGGGUGAAGGGUCUGUUCGUAACGCUUCAUUAAAUGCUACCACUUCAGGGGUCCGAACAGAAGACACAUACCCCUUCAGUAAUCUCAAGACACUGCAGGCGUGUGACAUGAGCCGGCUCUCCUUUAUCAGAGAGCAUACAGUUCUGAUAUACACACAAUAUCUACUUAAUAAUGGUUUUAUUGCACCUCACACUGGGAAAGCCUUUUGGGAUGGUCUUCAUGUGAAGUUACCGCAUUUGUAUCCACACCCCGCUGGCCACCAGACGUCCCAUAAGACUCAUCAUGUUCCGCUCUCUCGCUGGGGCGUCACCCGUGAAGCGCUGAAACAGCUCACCAGAGGCCAUUUCUCUAUCGGAGAUGUUCAGAGUGCGAUAAUGUCUUACAAUUCUGACUACAAAAACAAAUGGACCUUUGAAGUGCUUUCUCAUUAUGCACAGAGACUGCAAAAAGAAGACCGUAAUCUAGAAACGGUGAUCCCUAAAAUGGCUAAACUGGCUUGGGAGUUACCUGAACUCAUUCGAAAGGGCAUCCCUCUUCUGAGAAGUCAACAAACCAAGGCCAUCACUUUGUCUCAGCAGCAGAUAGCGUGUCUGUUAGCCAACGCUUUCUUCUGCACCUUCCCUCACAGAAACAACACUAAACCCGGAUCAGAAUACGCAACAUUCCCAACCAUUAAUUUCAGCAGUCUGUUUAGUAACCAUCCUAAAGACGCAGCGAAAGAAGCCCAAAAGGCACAGAAACUAAGAGCCAUAUUCCAAUACUUCCACACGGUGACAAAUGAAGAUCCACAUCAGCCGGAAGUGUUAAAACCUGAUGGAUUGGUUACUUUUGAAAGGAUUUGCAUACCUCAAGAACAGCUACCCAAAUGGAAGAAUGAGAAAAAGCUCUUGAGAAACCUUCACGUCUCUUCAAAAGGGUCCAUCGAGGAAGAGGGUUCUGGUUUACUGCAGGUGGACUUUGCCUGUAAAUAUAUUGGUGGUGGAGUGUUGGGGACAGGACUGGUUCAGGAGGAGAUUCUCUUCCUCAUGAGUCCUGAACUCAUUGUGUCCAGACUCUUCACAGAGAAACUGGAUCAUAAUGAAUGCCUCAGAAUCACAGGGGCUCAGAUUUACAGCAGUUAUUCUGGUUAUAGCAGAAGCUUUGAGUGGGCCGGUCCAUACCAUGACAAAACUAAGCGUGACAAGUGGAGAAGACGUUAUCGUCAGAUUGUCGCCAUUGAUGCUCUGGAUUUUAAAAACCCAAAGGAUCAGUACACCAAAGAAAACAUCACUCGUGAGCUCAACAAGGCAUAUGUGGGCUUCCGAAGAGAUCCUGAUAUCCCUCCAGGAUGUCUUCCAGCCAUCGCAACGGGCAACUGGGGCUGUGGUGCCUUCGGUGGUGACCCUAAACUCAAAGCUCUCAUCCAGCUGAUGGCCGCUGCAGUGGCUGAGAGAGACAUGGCUUACUUCACUUUUGGUAAUGACCAUGUGGCAAAAGAACUGCAAAACGCGUAUAAUCAUCUGAAGACACACAAAGUGACAGUAGAUCAACUGUACAAGGUGCUGAUUGACUAUUGUGGACACGCUCGUGAACGAUCUGACCUCUACGUAUUCAUCUUUAAGAAGAUUGGGGUACAGCCGAGCCAACUGUAAACCUGCUACUAAACAUUGGAAAUUCAUUACACUCGGCACAUGAAGAAAUAAUCAACAGUUCAGCAGUAUUAAAUGUAGAAAGCUACUGGAGAGAUCCAAUGUCUUACGAACCCAAAUAAUGAAGUAAUGAUAGUAAAAAAUCUGCUGUAAGAAAAUCUGGAGUCAGUGGUGGUAGAGUAGAUGUAAGUACCUUAAUCUAAACAGA
Triplophysa rosa is the source of this 2792-nucleotide messenger RNA. It is a transcript of the gene pargl, whose product is annotated as poly (ADP-ribose) glycohydrolase, like. The transcript has 17 exons. Gene Ontology annotation, biological process: nucleotide-sugar metabolic process; ATP generation from poly-ADP-D-ribose; carbohydrate metabolic process. Lineage: Eukaryota; Metazoa; Chordata; Actinopteri; Cypriniformes; Nemacheilidae. The coding region runs from base 716 to 2587 and encodes 623 amino acids. Gene Ontology annotation, molecular function: poly(ADP-ribose) glycohydrolase activity. Gene Ontology annotation, cellular component: nucleus; cytoplasm. The record is from RefSeq and is a predicted model, not a curated record.